This is a messenger RNA of Protomyces lactucae-debilis, 1820 nucleotides long. RefSeq lists its product as uncharacterized. Gene Ontology annotation, cellular component: Ubp3-Bre5 deubiquitination complex; ribonucleoprotein complex; cytosol. Bases 219 to 1643 code for a protein of 474 amino acids. Gene Ontology annotation, molecular function: mRNA binding. The record is from RefSeq and is a predicted model, not a curated record. Gene Ontology annotation, biological process: protein deubiquitination; ribophagy. NCBI's taxonomy places the organism in Eukaryota, Fungi, Ascomycota, Taphrinomycetes, Taphrinales, Protomycetaceae. The transcript is spliced from 2 exons.
GCAGCAGCAGUGUCAAGUGCAAGUGUGUCGAGUAGAAGCAGUAUAGCAAGAGAGAGAUCCCUCUGCUCAUCUCCCUGGCUGCAACACAAGGCAGGGCACACUCUCGAGCAGCAUACAACCAUGGCAGGCGAAAACAAGCAGCGUGAGGACGAGGUCGGAUGGCUCUUUGUCCAGGAGUACUACACCAUGAGUAAGAAUCGGCCUCUAUUAUUGAGUAGAUGAACAGGCAUGCUGACCCUUUGCUUAGUGAACAGGACACCACAGAAACUUCAUGUACGAUCGAUGCAUGCGACGUAGAUGACUUGCUAACCCUUCAGCUGUUCUACAAGAAGAACUCCACCUUCGUGCACGGUGUCGAAGGCGAAUCAAGCAAAUUGUCGCAGGGCCAACGGGAGAUUCUCACAAAGGUACAGGAGCUCAACUUCAAGGACUGCAAGGUCCUUGUGUCCAAUGUCGAUAGCCAGGCAUCCUUCGACAACACCAUCCUCAUCCAAGUCCUCGGUGAGAUGUCCAACAAUGGUCAAGACUCCCGCAAGUUUGCCCAGACAUUCUUGCUUGCUCCACAGGAGUUUGGUUACUACGUGCACAAUGACAUUUUCCGGUUCUUGAAGGAAGAGGUGGAUGAGUCUGACUUUGGCGAUGAGCAGGGACAUGCUGCUCCAAACACUCACGAAGAGACCUUGUUCUCGCAUGAAGUCGCUUCAACACAGCAGGUUCCACCACCAACGCAGAUUCAGACACCUCACACGAAUGGCACGACGACUGCACCUGCAGAAUCUGAGGCCAAGAAGCCCCUUGCUGAGAAGUCUGUGGUUGCUGAUGAAGUGGUUGCCUCACCCACUCAGACACCUGUCGCUGACCCCUCUGCCAACCGUAGCGAGGCUGUUGAGACCAUUGCAAACCCACCGGUAUCCGCAGGAUCCUCUGCCACCGAGUCUGCACCCUCUCAACCAACCACACUCUCACAAGAGACGCCUGCUACGGCGAUCCCUGCAACUGCCGCUACGACGCACGAUGCUUCUCUAAAAGCUGAACCUCAACAACCCGCUGAACCCGUGAAACCUGCUGCUCCACUUUCUUGGGCUGCACGCGCUGCUGCAAAUGCCGCCAAGACGGCUACAGCAGCUGUUGUGAAUAAAGUCACACCUGCCGUCACAUCUGCAUCGGCACCUGCACAAAAGAAGCAAUCAGCACCAGCCCAGCCUGAGCAGCAGCAACAGGCACAGCAGGUACAAUCUGCACAGCCUUCUCAACAGCCACAACAACAGCAAUUGGGCAGUGAAACGAGCAAGUCUGCGUUUUUGAAGAGUUUGACGCCGAGUAUGUCGGAUGAGAGUAUUCGUCGAGAGUUGGGUAAGCAUGGUGCUUUCAAGACUGUGGAAAUCAAUCGUGCCAAGAAGUGUGGGUUUGUGGAUUACUUGUCUGCUGGUGCCUGUGCGUCUGCUAUUAAGCAGCAUUUGCAUGAUAUUGAUGGUGAAAUGUUGCAGGUGGAGGAGAGGCGUAAGGAUGUCAAUACGGGUAAAGGACCGUAUGGUGGCAAGAAGUUUGACAAAGCUGGACGUGGUUCGCCUGCUACGCGUGGAGGAAGUGGAGCUGGUCGUGGACAGGGCACGCCCCGCACGCAGACUCCAAUCGCCAAGUGAGAAGUCCUCUUGACUCUCGCGUCCCUGGUCGACCCUCACCAAAAGAAGAUUACAUGCAUGUCGCCUACAGAGAUUGUCACUGGACAUCCCCUUUCCCUUGCUGUUUCUCGAUUCAUAUGACCUGCGACAUCUACUUUACUUUCUCGAGAUACUCCGUAAAAGCAUUUCCACCCAUCC